AUGAGUGCUGUGACGUCGGACGAAUACAUGCCCAAGAUCCCCUGGGUCGGCUUCACCUCGUUCGUCCGCUCAGAGGCGUUCAUGAGCAUGGCGAACGAGACGGACUGGGAUGCGGUCAUGGCGGGCGACGCAGAUGCGAUCGAGGAGUUGAUGGUGGAGAUGGCGGUGGCGAUUGGCGCAUUGACCGACAACGAUCUUGAAGGUCCAGCACCUCGAGCAGACGAUGGCGCCGACGUCGCAAUGCUCGACGCCGAGGGAUCUGGGGACGGAGGCGGAGCAGCAGGAGAAGGACCCGAGGACGAAGCAGGCGACGUCGUGAUGGAGGAGGGCGACGCAGCGGGAGGAGCAGUCGACCAGGGCGGGCCAGCAUCCGAGGCGGACGGAGCGCAGGAUGGCGACGAGCAGAACGCACCUCCUCCGGCGCCCGACCAGCGUCGACCUACGCCGAAAGAACAGCGGCUGCGCUGGUUCAACGACAUCUUCAGCAUUGACCAGCUCGUCAAGGUCAUGAAGAUCAGCCGCGGCGACGACGACGUCCCGCUCGGGAGCAAGAAGGAGGCGUACCGCCAGCUAGUCGACGAGCUCAAGGGCAACAUGAAGCAGGCGAAGGCCGAUGCCAAGGUCGGGCGCCCCAACCUUCAUCUCCCGUUCGGCGAACCUCCAAAGAGGCCUGACUGGAUGCCGGCGCGACGUCGACCCGGCAAGAAGGAGCGCCCGCCUCGCCUCGAGGACGUUCCUUGGCUCUCCGAGGAGACCUGGGCACGCCUCAAAGCAACGACUGGCGGCACGCCUGAUCCCGAAUUGGACAAGCCAGAUCUGCGCCUCUCGCGUCUGCCCUUCCGCCCGCGCAUCCAAAUCACCCGGCCGGGGCCGCCUCCGUCGAACAUCGUCGCGGACGCUAUCAAUAUUGCCACCGAGCUGCACGCCCGCCUCUCCCGCGACCCGUCCCUCAUUCCUCAGAAGGCCAGUCUGAAGGGCGACGACAAAGGCGAGACGGCAGACACGACGAAGAAGAAGAAGGGAAAGGGGAAAGCGGGCGAGGUCGUCGAGCAGAUCCAGGUCAAGGGGAUCAAGGAGCUUCGGUGGGUCGCCCGGCAGGAGGCGGCGAAGCUCGAAGGCGAGGAAGAUGACGAGGGCGGCGGCGGAUCGUCGUCGAAGAAGUCAGGUCUGAAGCACAGUGGCCGCCUCUCGACCAUCCAAAAGCCGUUCGACAGCGCGUUCAACACUUUCGCGGUUCGAGCUUCGGCCGUCGAGGAAAGCGGGCUCGCAGAUGAAGAGUCGGACGAGGCGACAGACGGUUCUGGCUCAGACGACUCGUUCCUCUACAUCGGCUCUCCUUGGCGCGACCUCAUCGAAGUCCGCCUGCUCCACCACCAACUCGAAUGGCUCGUACUAGUCGACGUGCUGAACGGCCUCCUCGAACGCGCCACCAGCCUCUCUCCCUUGCACUCCUUCGUCCGCCGAUUCUACGCCACAAACGCCUCUGACAACUGGCGUCAGACGUUUGGGCAACUCGCCCGUCUCAUCGUCAAACUGCAGGAGGGUCGGUCGGCCACGCCCAGCGCUUGCGAUGCCGACGACAUUGCAGACGCAACGUGGACGGAGCUGUGGCAAACGACGACCGGUAGCUCGACCAAGCCGUCGCCGGACGACCUCGACCGCCUCAAGACCAAGUAUGGCGACCUCUCGGCUCACGACGUCCAAGCAUGCGCGAAGGAGAAGCUCCCGCUCUUCGCCAUCGACGUGAUUCGCGACGUCGACUCGCACCUACAGAUCAAGCUCGCCCCCGGCAUAACGAUCCUCUUCUACGAGCAGACCGCGAAAACGAUCGCGGUCAACUUUGCGACACGCUCACGCAAACGAGUGCCUACGGUUGUCGCAAACGUUGCGGCUUUCCUGAGCGAGGACAUCAUCGCCAGACUGCCGGCUUUCGUCGACGGUCUCGCCACGAAAAUCGGCAUCGACGUGGGCACGACCUCGCUCCACGCCGAGUCCUUUGAUGCACCUGUCCAGGCGCUGGCCCGAGACAUCUCCUCGAAGCAGGCGAUGAGGGCGCGCAACAUCCUGCGGCUCCGCCUCGAGACGCUCAUCUCGACGCUCCCGCUCAAGUUCGACGCCAAGUCCUCAUGGUCGAGAGGCACAAUUGAGAUGCUCGCAAAGGCUCUCUCGCCAGUCGACCAGAACUUCCGUCCGCCGAGGAAGGGCCAGCCGCUCGUUGCGACGGACACGGCAAUCGACCUCGCCUCGUCAAUCGUUACCGAGCUCGGCCGUUUCUCAUCGCUCAUCACGAAGUACCUCGCGCUCGUCAACUCGACAGCCAAAGCGAACCCGACGGCAACGCUCGCCAGUCUGGCAGGAGGGCGAGCCGGCGGUGGACUGAGCAUUACCGACCUCACACUCGUUCAGGUUGCGUGGGAGCAACAGUUGGGCCAGACCCCGAAGAUUCGAUACCGCGGAACAUCGCUAGUUCUCCCGCCGACGAUGCUCGCCUACCACCUCAUCAAGCACGACACAAUCGUCACGACCACCCUCGGCAAUGUCAACUCGCUCGUUGCCCGCUGCAACGAGGCGGUCCACGGACUCGAGGUGAGAGAGUCGGCUCAGCCGCCGCGCAAAGAUCCUCUGUCAGCGGCACCCUUGGCAGACAACAAGCAGCGACCGUCGCACAAGGCUGCGCCUUCUGCCAUGACGAUCCUUCACGCUCGCGCACGCGACUAUCCCAACCAGCUCCUCCUCGAGCACGCCCACUCGCUCCAUCUUUUCCAGGUCGACACAAGGUCGACGGGCGACUGCAAGAUCCCUCGCCUCGUCCUCGACACCGAGCGCAUGCGCGCGCUCGAGGUCUUCUGCAAGUCCGCCCUCGCCAUCGGGCCAAAAACGAAGUGGGCAGCCUCGAUCUGGGACAAGUGCCCCCUCGCCGCCGUCCCCUUCCUCUACGCCGCUCCCUCGCCAAGCAAGUCCGGCCUCCUCGUCCACAGCCAGACAACGGUGACACGCCACGCCGUCAGCUUCCUCAUGCUCAACCCGAACGAGAUCAAGGACGCUACGCCCUGGCAGGUCAGCCAGAGCCCGCGAGCGAUGCUCGAGUCUACAUGGAGAGGAGGAGGCAAGCACUCUAAGCUCCUCUCGAAUUGGGCAGAAACUGGUGCCUGCCGGGCAUUCCUCGAAGCAUCCGCGGCUUCGCCCAUCCAGCCCUGCGUCUACGCCAGGGACGCGAUCUGGUCACCGUGCACGACUCUCGUCGACGGUAUCCUCCCCAUCCGGCUCAAGGGGACGAAGGUCGUCCUCACGGACGACGGCGAGGACGGGGGCGCGGACGACCGCGCGGACGACGACGCGCACGGCGGCGUCUUCGGCAAGCGCAAGGUGGACGCGCCUCGAGGGCGAGGGCGAACUGACGCCAAGAGCACACCCUCGGCAACUUCGCACAUCUCGUCCGCCCUCGACACGUUCUUCCCGUCACGAUUCUCGCUCACGGCGCCUGCCAACGCCUCGACGGACUCCGAUGGCAACGACCAGUCCGAGUCUCGGCCGGAAAUGUUCAAGAUUGCGGAGAACACCAUCUUCGUACCCAUCGACGUCGGCGAACGCAACACCGUCAGCGCCGCCAUCAUCAGCGCCGCCUUUGAGGAGAUCUUCCACGUCGAGAUCGGGAACCACCAAUUCAAGGCCGCGAACAAGCAGCAGGCCGAGACCUCGGCGCGGAUCUUGCGCGAGUCUGGUCUAGCAGCUGUGCGGGAUGCCAUUCGCGCGAACGGAGGAGACGGAACCGACAACGACCUCCUCUCGCUCCUCGACACGCUCUCCGACUGCAAUCCCAAGACGCUCGCGCUCAACUGGGAGCAGCGCCAGAAAUUCAAUGACCGCGUCCGACGCCUCACGCACGCCAUCGCCGCCCUCGUCGACCUUAUCAGCCGCGACGCCGCGAAACCCGAGAUUGAAGAGCGCAACAUUGUCGUCUUCAUCGGACCAAAGCUCGGCCAGCGCUCGUCGUCAGCGAGCGGAGCCGACCGGCGCGAGCAGGUCAGCGGCUCGCUCAUCACUGCGCUUCGCGCGCUUCGCGGGACGGACGACAACCUUCGAGUCGCAGUCCUCGAAGCGAGUGAGUUCAGGACAUCGUUCACCUGCCCGUCGUGCCGAAUCGAGCGUUUCGAUCAGCACAAGAAGGAGAAGAUCGCCUACGCCGCCGACCUCACAACCGGCUUCGACGUCUUCCGGGUCCUCCAGUGCGGCCACUGCAAGCGCGUCUUCAACCGCGACUGGCUCGGCGCUAUCAACAUCGGUAUCGUCGGUAUUGUGAGCGCGGCGUUCAGCGGCUUGAAGGUGCAGGUGUUCUCGGAUUGGGUUGAGGGUGUGUUUGGUUGGGGGAGGACGAAGAAGCGGGGGCGGAAGUAG
Molecule: messenger RNA, 4395 nt
Organism: Rhodotorula toruloides NP11
Lineage: Eukaryota; Fungi; Basidiomycota; Microbotryomycetes; Sporidiobolales; Sporidiobolaceae
Exons: 7
Coding region: 1-4395 (1464 amino acids)
Source: RefSeq, a predicted model, not a curated record